Molecule: messenger RNA, 1437 nt
Organism: Sorghum bicolor (sorghum)
Lineage: Eukaryota; Viridiplantae; Streptophyta; Magnoliopsida; Poales; Poaceae
Product: probable F-box protein At2g36090
Exons: 1
Coding region: 230-1180 (316 amino acids)
Molecular function (GO): protein binding
Source: RefSeq, a predicted model, not a curated record
GGAAAGACUCCUUGCGGAAACAAAAGGCGGCAGGAGCAGUAAAUGAGGGUGAGGAGGGCAGAGCACGGCCUCGCUUUGACCGGAGUUGUCCCAGCAGCUUAUAUAUAAAUCCCGUGGGGCUAAAGCGUCGUCUCACCACAACAUAAGCCAGAGUUAAACUCGAGCCUCCACGCCCAAGUAUAGAAGAGAGACACUGAGACAGGCUCACACACUAGUGGUCGUGGGGGAGAUGGUGACCACGACGAUCGAGGACCUCCACGCCGACGUGCUGGGCUGCGCGCUGCGGCGCCUGGACGGGCGGUCGCUGGCCGCGGCCAGCUGCGCCACGGCCGCGCUCCGGGCGCUGGCCACGGACCCGGACACCUGGCGCGCGCUCUGCCUCGCCGAGUGGCCGUCGCUGGCGCUGCCGCUGCCGCCGGCACAGCAGCUCGCCGCGCUCCCGCCGCAGCGGCUCUUCGCCGACGCGCACCCGUUCCCGACCGCCGCCGGCGCCGGCGGGUGCGGCCUCCUCCCUCUCCCCGUUCCCGCAGGGGAGCUGUCGCUGGUCUCCGCGGUGGACGUCUACUACAGGGGCGCGCCCCUGCUCUCCCGCGUGGUGGAGACGCCCGCGUCGUCGUCGUGGUUCCUCGCCUCGCCGUUCCGCGUGGAGGCCGUCGAGCGGAAGAAGCCGGCGCCGGAGGCCGCCGCCGCGGCGCCCUUCUCGCCGGCGGAGCUGGAGCUGAGCUGGGUGGUCGUGGACCCGUCCCGCGGCCGGGCCGUGAACGUCUCCAGCCGGCGGCCCGUGGCGGUGGACCGGCACUGGUACACGGGCGAGACGCUGGCGCGGUUCGCCGUGGUGCUGGGAGGGUGCAAGUUCGAGGCCACCGUCGCCUGCUCCGACUCCGAGGGGGCUGCUGGCGGGCACGUCGUCAGCGAGGUCACCCUGGCCGUGGAGGACGCCGACGGCGCGGCGGUCAGCGGCGAGGGUGCGCUGCGGCUCCUCGCCGCCGCGAUGGAAGCGCCCCGGAAGGGAGGGGCCAGAGAGCCCGAGGAGGCCAAGAGGCGGUACCUCGAGUUCGUGAAGCGCAAGAAGGGGAGGAAGGAGAGCAAGGCGCGCCGCGAGGCGCUCGUGGACCUCUGCUGCUCCGCUGCCAGCGCUGUCGUCGUGCUCACCUGCCUCGCCGCUGUAGCGCUCCGGUGACCGGCCGGACGGACGAGCGAGCGAGCGCGAACUUGAUUAACCGUCAAGGCGCCACAAGUGCAGACAAGACGUGUCAUUUAAUCAGGAGUAUUAGCGUUAGCGUACAACAUCGAGUAGCGAUCUUUCGUGUAACAGUUAGGAACUGUACACCAUCAUGUCCAGCACUGAUGUGCAUCGUUUUCCUAUAUUAUCCUAUAACAAACAACGUGACGACAAUACAAGAAGAAAACGUCCCCAGUCGAGAGCAUUAUUAUUCA